AUGGCGAUGCCCAGAGCUAAACCUGACACAUUCAUGGUCAAGUAUGUGUACCCGUGUGGUGAGGAGAACCUAACAGAGUUCCGUCUGAGCCUCCUCCCAUUCAUAAAGGCUGUGAUGAAUGUGGAAGAGCCCAUGAGACUAAAGCCGACAUUGACCAUUUACUUUUCCAGGUCUCUCCAACAUUGCAAUCGCUGUUCAGAUUCCAUCCCAGAUUCAGAGUCCGAGACAGAGAAAGAGCCAAAGCCUACGAUUUUCUACGACUUCGAUUGUGGACAUGACUGGACGCAGGCUCUAACCCGAGAGACUCUCACAAUAUUAGAAAACCGUGGUGUUAUCCGCACCGGUAAUAGAACAGCGUAUCUCAGGGUGCGGGCAUCUCACUGCCGGGACUGUCGCAACCGUGCUUUUGACGCCCUAUUCAGCGACCUUUACACCAUCGCUGCCCCCAACGGUGCUCCGCCACCAACGAAUAUUCGCGAGGUAUUGUUGGAUCAAUUGCGACAACUGCACGAGGCAUAUACAAUUGACGUGCUUACACCUAACAUGUAUAAGCAGCUACUCGGCCUGGUGGCGCAAGCAUUCGUGGACCACCUGGGUGAUCAGUCUAUGGCUUCCUGGCUUGGGAAUGAACCCUUCAAUGCAUUUUUUGUUGAUGACUUGCGCAAGAGAAUUCGCGAGGAACGUUAUGAAGCUUCUUCGAGACGGUAA
Molecule: messenger RNA, 708 nt
Organism: Pestalotiopsis fici W106-1
Lineage: Eukaryota; Fungi; Ascomycota; Sordariomycetes; Amphisphaeriales; Sporocadaceae
Exons: 1
Coding region: 1-708 (235 amino acids)
Source: RefSeq, a predicted model, not a curated record